This is a messenger RNA of Crotalus tigris (Tiger rattlesnake), 5012 nucleotides long. It is a transcript of the gene JARID2, whose product is annotated as jumonji and AT-rich interaction domain containing 2. Gene Ontology annotation, molecular function: DNA binding; histone demethylase activity. Gene Ontology annotation, cellular component: nucleus. Gene Ontology annotation, biological process: chromatin remodeling. The transcript is spliced from 17 exons. NCBI's taxonomy places the organism in Eukaryota, Metazoa, Chordata, Lepidosauria, Squamata, Viperidae. Bases 469 to 3666 code for a protein of 1065 amino acids. The record is from RefSeq and is a predicted model, not a curated record.
GAUGAUAGUGAUGGAAUUCCGUGGUCAGAGGAGAGGGUGGUACGAAAAGUCCUUUAUUUGUCCCUAAAGGAAUUCAAGAAUGCACAGAAGAGGCAGCAUGAUGGCAUUAAUGGCAGUCUCAAAGGGGUAAAUGGACUCCUUGGUAAUGGCCCGUCUAAAGGAUUAAGGCCAGGAUCUGACCAGCUAGAGAAUGAGAAGGAUGAUGCAUCACAAGUAUCCUCAACUUCCAAUGAUAUUAGUUCUUCAGAUUUUGAAGAAGGGCCCUCAAGGAAAAGGCCAAGGCUGCAAGCACAAAGAAAGUUUGCUCAGUCUCAGCCAAACAGUCCCAGCACAACUCCAGUAAAGAUAGUGGAGCCAUUAUUGCCCCCUCCAGCUACACAGAUCUCUGACCUCUCCAAAAGGAAACCUAAGACAGAAGAUUUCCUUACAUUUCUCUGCCUUCGAGGUUCUUCUGCCCUGCCCAGCAGCAUGGUAUACUUUGGAAGUUCUCAGGAUGAGGAGGAAGAGGAGGAAGAUGAUGAAGAAACUGAGGAUGCAAAAGUGACCACAAAUAACGCUUCAUCUUCAUGCCAGUCUACUCCUAGGAAAGGGAAAACACAAAAGCAAGUUCCUAAUGGACAUGUCUUCAAUGGAUCCAGCAAAUCAGUGAAAGAGAGGGAGCCUGUUCAGAAACACAAAGUUAAAGACUCAGUGCCAGCAAAGGAACGAAACAGUGAACACAGGUCUGAGAGUCGAAAGGACCAGUCUGCUGCUAAUCACCAUUCUUCAACAAACACGGGCUUUUCCACAAAAGGGCUCACUGCUAACAACCACCACACCCUUCACCAAUCGGCUCAGGAUUUAAGGAAACAGGUUUCAAAGGUCAAUGGUAUCACUCGAAUGUCAACUCUGAGUGCAAAUACAGCCAGUGCCAAAAAGAUGAGAGACGUCAGACCUUCACCGUCCAAAACUGUGAAGUACACUGCAACAGUGACUAAGGGAACUGUCACAUACACCAAAGCCAAGAAAGAACUGGUCAAGGAAACCAAACUAAAUCACCACAAACUCAGUACACCUGUCAACCACACAAUCUCAGGGAAAAUGGAAAGUAGCAAUGCAAAAACCCGUAAACAGGUGCUAUCCCUUGGAGUGGCCAAGCCCAACAAUACAGCUAUUAAUGGUGUCAAGGUCAAUGGCAAGUUGAACCAAAAGUCAUGCACUAAGGAGGUAGGGAGGCAGUUGAGGGAAGGGCUGCGCAAUUCAAAAAGGAGGCUGGAAGAAGCAAACCAUAUAGACAAAAUACAGUCACCUGUCAAGAAAGUGAAAGGGGCCACAUAUGUGACUGAAACCCCAAGCAAAAAAGCACCAUCUGUGGAAAGACCUUUGCUGAAUGGCCAUGUGAAAAAGCCUGGAAGUCAGGAGGUGCCACAAAAAAGUCUGGAAAGGAAUAGGCCGAAAAGAGCUGCUGCUGGGAAGAACACGCCAGGGAAACAAGCACAUAGCAAAACAGAAAAUGCCUCCUGUGAACAUUAUUCUACCUCUCAAACAGAGUCCUUGCACAAGCCACACGACUCAACAGGGAAGCACGAGAAAGGUAGCAUCAAGUCUGGGUGGGCCAUGAUGGAAGAGAUUCCUAUUCUCAGGCCUUCCCCCAAGGAGUUCCAUGACCCAUUGAUAUACAUUGAGUCAAUCCGUGCUCAGGUUGAGAAGUAUGGGAUGUGCCGGGUGAUCCCUCCUCCUGACUGGAGGCCUGAGUGCAAGCUGAAUGAAGAGAUGCGGUUUGUGACCCAGAUCCAGCACAUUCACAAACUCAGCAGGCGCUGGGGGCCCAAUGUGCAGCGUCUGGCCUGUAUCAAGAAGCACCUCAAAUCUCAGGGCAUUACUAUGGAUGAGCUUCCACUCAUAGGAGGCUGUGAGCUAGAUUUGGCCUGCUUUUUCCAGUUGAUCAAUGAAAUGGGGGGUAUGCAGCAGGUGACUGACCUCAAGAAAUGGAAUAAGCUGGCAGAUAUGCUGCGUAUCCCCAAAACUGCACAGGACAGGUUAGCAAAACUGCAGGAAGCCUAUUGCCAGUAUCUACUCUCCUAUGAUUCCCUCUCUGCUGAGGAGCACAAGAGACUGGAAAAAGAAGUCCUCCUUGAAAAGGAGAUUCUAGAAAAGCGGAGGGGUCCUUUGGAAGGACAUUCAGACAACAACUAUGAAUUCCAGUCUCUGCCCCGCUACGAGCCCAAAAACGGACUCAUCAAUGGCAUUGUUCAUAAAAAUGGCUUCCGGAACAAAGCAAAAGAAGUUGAGGUCCCUCAAAAAACAGGUAGGCGGCGACUCUUCUCUCAGGAAAAGGAGACCACAGUGGAAGAAGAAGAAGAGGUUGGUGUUCUUUGUGACCUCCACAAGUGUAUAUACAAGGGAAGGUCUGUUUCUUUAACAACUUUUUACCGAACAGCAAGAAACGUUAUGAGUAUGUGCUUCAGCAAAGACCCCACAGCAGCAGAAAUAGAGCAAGAAUACUGGAGAUUAGUAGAACAGAAGGACUGCCAUGUAGCAGUGCACUGUGGGAAAGUGGACACCAAUACCCAUGGCAGUGGCUUCCCUGUGGGUAAAGCAGAACCUUUUUCAAGGCAUGGGUGGAACCUAACAGUCCUUCCUAAUAACACAGGAUCCAUCCUGCGACAUCUUGGUGCUGUGCCUGGAGUGACAAUUCCUUGGCUAAACAUUGGCAUGGUCUUUUCUACCUCAUGCUGGUCUCGAGACCAAAAUCACCUUCCAUAUAUUGACUACUUACACACUGGUGCUGAUUGCAUUUGGUAUUGCAUUCCUGCUGCGGAGGAGAAAAAACUUGACAAAGUGGUACAUACCCUAUUGCAAGCCAAUGGCACUCCAGGACUGGAAAUGCUUGAAAGUAAUGUCAUGAUCUCCCCCGAGGUAUUGUGCAAAGAGGGGAUCAAGGUGCACCGUACUGUACAACACAGCGGGCAGUUCGUUGUCUGCUUUCCAGGAUCUUUCGUGUCAAAAGUAUGCUGCGGUUACAAUGUCUCUGAAACUGUGCACUUUGCUACCACCCAGUGGACAAGCAUGGGUUUUAAAACUGCCAAGGAAAUGAAGAGGCGACAUAUACCCAAGCCAUUUUCAAUGGAAAAGCUGCUGUAUCAGAUUGCGACAGCUGAGGCCAAGAAAGAAAAUGGGUCUGCUCUGAGUACAAUAUCGGCUCUUCUGAGAGAGCUCAGGGACACAGAAUUGAGGCAGCGGCGGCAGCUAUACGAGACCGGUCUCCAUUCUUCAGCUCGCUAUGGGAGCCAUGACAACAGCAGCACGGGAGUGGAUGGGAAGAAAAAGCCUCGAAAGUGGCAGUUAGAGACAUCCGAAAGAAGGUGUCAGAUAUGCCAGCAUCUCUGUUACUUAUCCAUGGUUGUACAGGAAAAUGAAAAUGUUGUCUUCUGCCUCGAAUGCGCCCUGCGACAUGUAGAAAAACAGAAGUCUUGUCGUGGAUUGAAACUAAUGUAUCGUUAUGAUGAGGAACAAAUCAUCAGCUUAGUCAAUCAAAUUUGUGGAAAAGUAUCUGGCAAGAACGGCACCAUUGAGAUCUGUAUCAGCAAGCCUACACCAAAAAGAGGGCCUCGCAAGAGAGCAACCCUUGACGUGCCAUCAUCAAGACUUUCAUCCUCCAGUUCAUCCAAAAGUGCUUCAAGUUAAUCAUGAAGAUGCCAACUCUCUCUCUCUCUCAUUUUGGUCAAUUUUAUAUAUAUUUUUUGUAAUUAUAUCAUAGUUUGGAGUAUUGCUGUAGAUUACAAGCUGUCUUUGCACUAGCUCUACAGAAGAUUUUCUUCUGGUUUUAGAGAACUAAUUUUGAUUUAGCAUUAAACUGUUGAAUUUUAUUUUUAUUUUCUACUUAGGAUAGUUUGAUACAGCAGGAUUUUUUUUAACUGCUGUACACACAUUUUUUUUUUGAUAGCAGCAAGGGAACUGAUAAAAUUUGUUUUUUGUCCCACUGCCUGAAAACAAGAAAAGGCCUUUCUCCCCCCCCCCCCAAUUGUGAAAAGGCUUUUAAAUACCCCUUCUUUUAUUUUUCUGGGUAGGUUGAAUUUUGGUGCGUUUUAUAAUUUGUUCUCCAAUCACGUCAGCAGAUUUUUUUUUUCUAUAGUGAAAAAGGGGGGGGGGGAUAGGAGGCAAAACUUGAAAGAAAUUGCUAUACUUUUGGCUUGUGUUCCGGAACAGGCAAGAUAAAGUUUUGUACCUUUUAAAAUUGGAGAAUUCACACUUUUAUUUGAGAGGUUAUGGCAGCUGAAGAUGGACUUAGUUUUCUAAUCAUAGGCAAAUGGGAGAUUUGGAGAAAAUGUUCUCUGUUACCAGCACUUCACUAUGCAUCUGUUCGAGGAGGAAAUGAAAGAAAGAAAGAAAAAAAAAGACUGCCUGCCUUGUGGAGGCAUGUGAGCGAAAAACUGUGCCUGAUUUCAUUAGGAAAUCCAUUCUGGGUUGUUGUGGUUUUUUUGGUGCUGUUGUCUACUUUAUCAAAAACCCUUCAAUAGCAUCCUUGAAAAAUGAUUGAAGCCAUGCUUCUUGUCAUAGACGUGCAAUCUUUAACAUUCCAUUCUCAUUCCACUGCUGUUUUUAAUCUUGUCACAGUCAGCAUUAAUUUUGUUUUGUUGUUAUAUGAUCACAUUUAGAGCCACUAGCACGUUUGCAUACUUCUUUUGAAUGUGAAAAUGCAUUUGCUCCCAUCUUGUCUAUUUUUUUUUCCUUUCACGUGUAACAAAAAAAAAAGUAUCAUAACUUUUGUACAUAAGCCUGUAAAUUGUUUUAAAUACUUGAGCCUUUUCUUGGGAGGGUGGGAAAGGGUGGCAAAGAGACAAGAUGAAGAAAAGCCUUACGUUUCACUUUCUUCGUCGGUUGGAUUGGAUGCUUACAGGGUUUUUCUUGUAACAUUUAUAAGUGCUGCUUACAUCACUGAACAACAACAAAAAUAAUAAUGGAGUAGUUGUUGCCCUUUUCUGGUUGUGUGUACAGUAUGUGUGGAAUAAAAAAGGGAAAGUUUUCACAAA